Molecule: messenger RNA, 2111 nt
Organism: Pygocentrus nattereri (red-bellied piranha)
Lineage: Eukaryota; Metazoa; Chordata; Actinopteri; Characiformes; Serrasalmidae
Gene: dok2
Product: docking protein 2
Exons: 7
Coding region: 1-1821 (606 amino acids)
Biological process (GO): cell surface receptor protein tyrosine kinase signaling pathway; positive regulation of MAPK cascade
Cellular component (GO): cytoplasm
Source: RefSeq, a predicted model, not a curated record
AUGUAUGAAAACCAGUACAAACACACACUCAGGCCCCCUGUGUGCUCACUGCGUUCAGCAGAAGAGAGCCAAACACAAGAGGAAAGAGGUGUCACACUAGAUGAAGGAAGCUCUAAGCUGCGGCAGUUCAGAGAGAACACAGCGAGAGAAAUGGAGGAGGACAUCAGAAAGAGGGGUUUGCUGUAUUUGCAGCAGCAGAGGUUUGGAAAGAAGUGGAGGAAGGUCUGGUCUAUACUGUACCGAGAGAGCACCUGCUCCAUCUCACGCCUGGAGUUCUUCGAGUGUAAAGACGGAUCGAGCGGGACGUUGGAGAAAGCCAAAUCCAAGCAGGAGAACAAAAAAGUCAUAAAGCUGAGCGACUGCAUCCGUGUGACGGACGCCAGCGUUGACGGCUGCCCGAAGGACUGCAAGGCCUUCCUGGUGGAGACCACAGAGAAGAUCUUUGUGUUUGCAGUUGAAACAGCUGAACUGGAGGACUGGAUCCAGAAACUGUGUGAAAUCGCAUUUCCUAUGAAAUGGGUUGAAAGAGGCACAGCACGGAAGGGCAGCUUUCAGACAGAGUCUGAUGAUGUUUCGAUGGCGGAUAACUCGCUGUACUCCGGCAGAGAAGCUGUCUCUUCAGCGAUGAAGGACUUCAAGGUGUCGAUGAGGCGUACAGAUGCUGCAGAGAGGUGUGGCCUCCGGGGACAUUACCUGUUACGCACCGACUUCGACAGCCUCCUGCUGAAAGAGCCGAAGACAGGAGAAGUGCUUUAUACGUGGCCAUAUCGCUACCUCCGGAGGUUCGGACGGGACAAGGCAACGUUCUCGUUCGAGGCUGGGAGAAGGUGUGACUCCGGGGAAGGCAACUUUGAGUUUGACACAAAGCAAGGCAACGCCAUCUUCCAGCAUGUGGAGUCUGCCAUCAACCAGCAGAGAGCCGGGCUGACACAACGACAGGGAUCAUAUGGUACCCUUGAUCGAGAACCUGUAACCCAAGCCUCCAAGUCCACACCACCCACAGAAGGAGGCCCUGUUUACAGUAUGCUGUCUGAUGGAGGGAUGAAGGACGUCCCCAAGCAGCCUUCACCCCAUCGCUCCAGACUGGAAACCCCAACAGACAAGCACCUGACUGGGGUCAAGAGUUUGAACCUUGACCAAAGGCCUCCGCCACGCAAGAACCAGGUCAAAAACUUCCGGAGCUGUCCAUUGGCCAACAGCGAAGACGAAACCUACUCCCGGGUCACGGCUCCUGCACCAGGCAGGGAGAUUCUGAGUGAGCAAGAGGAGCAGAGCCGGAUGCCAGGUCCGUCUUCCACGUCUGAAGACCCAGAGUACUCGCUUCCCUUCGACAACAUCGCCAAGAACAUCAUGGUGGACAUUUUGGCAGCGUCGCACCAACCACCUACCGUGAUGGAGCCUUGCUUGGGUACCAAAAAGCGAGCCGGCCAGGAGAACGUGGAACCCCUUUAUGAUAGUAUAGAUGAAUCUGCCAUCACAUCCGCGUUUUCACAUCACCCUAAAAGGCAUCCAAGCGCGUACCGAGUGGUGGAACACAUCUACGAUGAGCCCGAAGGUUGUGCCAGUACACCUAGAGCACCCACGUCACUCUACGAUGAUCCCGAGGAGGUCAAGGGUAACGCUUGGCAGAUGCUGGGCACUUUGAGCGACCCAAGUGGACACGAAUACCCUUACAAUGCACACAUAGAUGACUAUGCGGUUCCUAAACCUCCCAGGAGGGCCGUGAACCUAGUACAGGAACGAGGGAAUGAUGAAGAUGAGGACAGUUCGCCUUACGAUAAUGUGAUGUUGAAGAUGAAAGCUAAUACUAUCGUCGAAUAGCCCUGUUCAGGAGUCUCUCGUCUACUCGGCUCGGACUUAACAAGUAGACUCUGAUGCACAUCUCUGGUAACACUUCUUGGUCACGUGAUGAAGCCAAGUGACUAAUUGUGAAUUGAACUUCACUGCUGGUUGGCUGGUAGUGUUUUCCACCGAAGGGACUGUAUGAAAACCACAUAAGCUUGUAGAAACUAUGCUCUUCAACGCUGUUCACCGUGAAUAAUUGUUGCAAAAAAAAGAAAAAAAGAAGUCUGUUAUGUUUGGUGUGAUAAUAUAGUGUAUAUAAGAUCUCA